Messenger RNA from Oncorhynchus kisutch (coho salmon), 9308 nucleotides. RefSeq names its product apolipoprotein M (gene apom). The record is from RefSeq and is a predicted model, not a curated record. Lineage: Eukaryota; Metazoa; Chordata; Actinopteri; Salmoniformes; Salmonidae. The coding region runs from base 107 to 703 and encodes 198 amino acids. The transcript has 7 exons. Gene Ontology annotation, molecular function: lipid carrier activity; phospholipid binding. Gene Ontology annotation, biological process: cholesterol efflux; high-density lipoprotein particle clearance; high-density lipoprotein particle assembly. Gene Ontology annotation, cellular component: high-density lipoprotein particle; low-density lipoprotein particle; very-low-density lipoprotein particle.
CCUAAAAUGUUCGAAGCUCAAUCCGGACACAGAAAUAUCAAGCCCAGAAAGAGAGAUCAAUUGCCAGGUUUCUUUUAGGCCACAAGUUGAUUAAGGUGGUUCAGGUAUGUUAGAGGCCAAGGAAGUGUAUUCGUUCUUGCUCUUUGUGAAUGGGUGGUUGUGUCAGCUCUUCUCCCCCUGCUCCCAACCAGUCCUCCUAUCUACAAGCAGUCUCAAUACCCAACAGUAUCUUGGCAAAUGGUACUUCAUUGCAGCGGCUGGUGUGAAGGAGUCGGAUGUGCAGAUGUUCAGACAGAUGGACAGCACUGUGUUUUACCUGGAUGAGACCUCUGAAAAUGCACUACUGUUGACCGGAGCCAUGCGCGUGGGUGUUCAUUGCAUUAUGAAAAACUGGACCUACACUAUUCAGUCUGGCAAAGAUGAUUUGACAUCAGAAGGCAGGCCUGAGCUGCAAACUCUAGUGUGGAGUGGAGAGUGGCUGAACUGCACCCAGUGUAUCCUGCUGCAGGAGAUAGAGCGUCACUUGGACCCACUAGAGACACACGACACCCUCAACAGAUUCAUGCUUUACGCUCGUGACAGUGCCUUAUUGGAUAAUAAAGUGGUGACGGCGUUUCAGACCCAAACAGCUUGUAAAAACAUGGACAGAUUUGUCCAUCUCCCUCAAGAGAAAGAGCUUUGUAAAUUGGAGAAUAAGGUGUAGCACUGAGGCAACCUGAUAUUUGUUGGAAUCUUCAAUCAAGAUCAUGCUAUGCAUCAAAAUAGGUUUCCUUUUGAUAGUUUAAUUUUAGCGUAUUGCCCACUCUAACUUUGAUCUAACUCAGAAACGUGGAACUAAUUCUCCUCUCAUUUCCCAUGUAUAAUAGCAAAACAAAUAAACAGAAAAAAGAACAGCUAUACAAAGUAUGAUCCAAAGUCUCAGAAUGGUUAGAAUAGCACUAGUGACUCAUGCUUAGACUUCUUAUCAAGUUAUCAAGCUUUCUAAAAGGGUCUAUUUCCAGGCAAAUUUUUCACUUUCACACAUUUCUCUUAUUGUGAGGGAUCAUGUAACUGUCAUGGUUCAGUCAUGGUUCACUGAACUGCAUUGUUCCACUCUUUGCCUACCUCCAUCAAUGGAGGCUGCUGAGUGGAGGAUGGCUCAUAAUAAUGUCUGGAAUGGAGUCAAUGGAAUGGUAUCAAACACUUCCAUGUGGUUGAUACCAUUCCAUUGACUCCAUUCCAGCCAUUAUUAUGAGCAGUCCUCACCUCAGCAGCCUCCACUGACCUCCAUCCAAAUACCAUUGAUAUACUAAGAUAAUAAUCCAUGGCUAGUUUAUGGGGGAGGAGCCACCCACGUAGUUACACUGACAGUGCAGGGGAAAUUCCCAUGAUGCUGCUGACAGAGCAGAAGCUCAGAGAACACAGUUGUUCACAACUAGAGUGGUCAUCAACAGUUCUCUUCUUCAUUUGCUUCAUUAACCCACUGUUCCUAGGCCGUCAUUGUAAAUAAGAAUUGGUUCUUAACUGACUUGCCUAGUUAAAUAAAGUUAAAAUAAAAAUACAAAAUAAAAUUAAAAAUACAAGAGGAAAUUGAGAAUUCUUUGAGUUAAUAGUUUCUAAAAAAAAAUGGAUGUAAAAUAGCCCGACUUUCAUCUGCACUGGCAUCAGUGACAAAGCACAAUGUCCAGUACUUGACAUUAUCAGGUUAUGUGGGUGUUUACCUGUAGCCUCAAGGAAAGGCCAAACAACAGUGUCCUUAUGCUUAUGUAACAUUUUGAAUCCUAUACUGUAGCUCUGGACCCGUAUUCAUAAAGCAGAGCAGGAGUGCUGAUCUAGGAUCAGUUUCGCCUUUCAGAUAAUGAAUAAGGUUACAUAGAGGGGGAACCUGAUCCUAUCAGCACUUCUACUCUGAGAAGCUCUAUGAGUAAGGGCCCUGGUUAGAAAUGAUUGACAUACCAGGGGUUGCGACCAGUGACAGGAGACACGCAAUGGCUGAGUUAGACAAAGUCAACAUGUAGCUAACAACGUCACCAUUCAAGUACCUCUGUGUUUCAACUAUGCCCGGGGCUUAUAUGAAUGUCAGAAAAUAUCCCGAAAUUAUGAUGAAAUCCUUGUCUCUCCAUUUAUCUCUCUGAUUUACGUACUUUCAAAGACUUGUGACGCAUCAACAUGAAGACACUUGACUUCCCAGAUACACUUUGGCAUGAAACAACUUGUUGAUCGGCAGAAAGUACAGAGGGCAGGGUGAGAAUGUACGUCCCAUCUCCGUCAGAAUGACUUUAGAUUCUUACCUUUCUCUCACCUGUACGAUGUCCAUAAUAGGACAGCCUCAAUCUCAGCAGGACUUGUUUCAGUAAGUUAAUAUAGUCACUGUACAGCUGAGGUUCUAUUCCCAGUUUGUUCCUCUUUUCACUUCUGGAUCGUUUCUCAAAUAUCAAUGCUAUUUACAGUAUAUGAAAGAAUAUCUUGUCAAGCCCAAAAAUAGGCAGUCAAACUCUUCCCUGCAAAAUAAUUCAUUACUGUCAAACGAUGGUUCUUCCAGCCCACCUCUAACAUACCUGAUUGUUGAUGAGCAGUUCACUAGUAAAACACUAAUCAGGCGUGUUAGUGCUGGGCAGAAACAAAAACAUGCACACCCUUUAGCUCUCCCUGACCAGGAAUGGUGACCACUGGUACAUACCAAUAUUGAGCCAAACACAUCUUCGAUGCUGCACAGAUUGAAAUAAUUUAUCUAAAACUGAACAGAAACUGAACCAUUAUCUAAAACUGAACAGAAACUGAUCAAUGAUCUAAAACUGAACAGAAACUGAACAGAACAUAAUUAGAUGGAUGCCAGAAGGUUUCUGCUUUCUACAACAGCAGUGCCUCCACUUCUGCAUUUCAGGAAGAUGGGGGAAAAGACUAAGAGGCAAACAUGAUUGAAGGCCUUGUCUGAGAAUUGUGCCUGCGUUGGGUAAGCACCUAAACCAUCUGUGUGUGUGUCAAGGAAAGCACAGGCAGGUUGAUUGAGGAUGUGCCGUGGAGCUUGAAACCAAGAACAGGAAAGUUACAUAGAAAUCUACCAGCAAACACUCUCUCUCUCUCUUUCACUCUCUCUCUCUCUUUCACUCUCUCUCUCUCUUUCACUCUCUCUCUCUCUUUCACUCUCUCUCUCUCUUUCACUCUCUCUCUCUCUUUCACUCUCUCUCUCUCUUUCACUCUCUCUCUCUCUUUCGCUCUCUCUCCACUUUCUAAAAGUUACUUUCAGUCCUGUUUAUGAGUGUUCAGUGUUCAACUUCACGUAUCUGCAUUUCCAUACCCUAUGACUACUCCCAUACCCUAUGACUACUCCCAUACCCUAUGGCUAUUUCCAUACCCUAUGGCUAUUUCCAUACCCUAUGGCUAUUCCCAUACCCUAUGACUACUCCCAUACCCUAUGGCUAUUUCCAUACCCUAUGGCUAUUUCCAUACCCUAUGACUACUCCCAUACCCUAUGGCUAUUUCCAUACCCUAUGGCUAUUUCCAUACCCUAUGGCUAUUCCCAUACCCUAUGACUACUCCCAUACCCUAUGGCUAUUUCCAUACCCUAUGGCUAUUUCCAUACCCUAUGACUAUUUCCAUACCCUAUGGCUAUUCCCAUACCCUAUGACUACUCCCAUACCCUAUGACUACUCCCAUACCCUAUGGCUAUUUCCAUACCCUAUGGCUAUUUCCAUACCCUAUGGCUAUUCCCAUACCCUAUGGCUAUUCCCAUACCCUAUGGCUAUUCCCAUACCCUAUGGCUAUUCCCAUACCCUAUGACUACUCCCAUACCCUAUGGCUAUUUCCAUACCCUAUGGCUAUUUCCAUACCCUAUGGCUAUUCCCAUACCCUAUGACUACUCCCAUACCCUAUGGCUAUUUCCAUACCCUAUGGCUAUUUCCAUACCCUAUGGCUAUUCCCAUACCCUAUGGCUAUUUCCAUACCCUAUGGCUAUUCCCAUACCCUAUGGCUAUUCCCAUACCCUAUGGCCUUUUCCAUACCCUAUGGCUAUUUCCAUACCCUAUGGCUAUUCCCAUACACUAUGGCUAUUUCCAUACCCUAUGGCUAUUCCCAUACCCUAUGCAUGUAAAGUCAGAUUGAGUCACAGUGGCUGCCAGCUGGUGUAUGAAAUCAUGAAGAAAACUCCCUGUCAUGUUUUUGUGCCCUUCGAACCCGCUGACACUGACCUAUAAAUAUGUAAGGGAAAACACAUGCCGCCCACAUCUGUCAAUGUUGUGCCGUACUCAUCUUUAGCCUAACUAGCCUAUAGUUCCUUGCUACAGGGAUGAUAGUGGUUCUGUCACCUUCUCUUUUCCCGUACUGUCAUACUUCAGUAAAAGUAAAGAUACCUUAAUAGAAAAUGCCUCAAGCAAAUGUGAACGUGAAAGUGAACUGAAUUUGAAAACUGAAUCUAAAUGCAUCUGAGAUGUUGAAUAUGUGAAACUAUGGUAAAUUUGAAAUGAUAGUUUGUAAACUUGAUACACAGACAAUGAAUACAAUAUCCACCACAUUGAAACAGAAUAUAUAAAUAUUGAAUUAGAAUUGAAUUGUAAUAGAAUUUUAAAACUGAAUGCAAUAUUCAUUUAAAUAAUUUUAAAAUCAUGAAAUACAAGUUCAAGUUAUUAGUUCAAUGAUUACAUUUGUGCAUUACAAAUGUAAAAAUAUUGCAUUUAAAUUCAAUAUCUUAAUGCAAAUAAAAAAGUAUUGAAUUCAAAUACAGUCACUGAUAUCGCUCUGUAAUCGCUCUGAUAUCGCUCUGUAAUCGCUCUGUAAUCGCUCUGAUAUCGCUCUGUAAUCGCUCUGAUAUCGCUCUGUAAUCGCUCUGUAAUCGCUCUGAUAUCGCUCUGUAAUCGCUCUGAUAUCGCUCUGUAAUCGCUCUGUAAUCGCUCUGUAAUCGCUCUGAUAUCGCUCUGUAAUCGCUCUGUAAUCGCUCUGAUAUCGCUCUGUAAUCGCUCUGUAAUCGCUCUGUAAUCGCUCUGUAAUCGCUCUGUAAUCGCUCUGUAAUCGCUUUCUACUCCCAUAUAUUUUCCCUGACACCCAAAAGUACUUGAUACAUUUUGGAUGCGGAGCAGGAAAGCGAUGGAGCGAUUACAGCGUGAUAUCAGAGCGAUUACAGCAUGAUAUCAGAGCGAUAUCAGAGCGAUUUCAGAGCGAUAUCAGAGCGAUUACAGAGCGAUUACAGAGCGAUUUCAGAGCGAUAUCAGAGCGAUUACAGAGCGAUAUCAGAGCGAUUACAGAACGAUUACAGAGCGAUAUCAGAGCGAUUAUAGAGCGAUAUCAGAGCGAUUACAGAGCGAUAUCAGAGCGAUAUCAGAGCGAUUACAGAGCGAUUACAGAGCGAUAUCAGAGCGAUUACAGAGCGAUUACAGAACGAUUACACAGCGAUAUCAGAGCGAUUACAGAGCGAUUACAGAGCGAUUACAGAGUGAUUACAGAGCGAAUACAGAGUACAUAUUUUCUUUAGGAAUGUUAGUGGAGUAAAAGUAAAAGUUUAAAAAACAUUUUGAAAUAGUAAAGUAAUCAACAUUAUUUUUUUUUAAACGCUGAAAAUGCGGUGUUUCUAUGUCAAGCGGUUUUGUUAUUUUUCUGUCUACUGUGAUGAAUAUAAAGUGUAAUAUUGGGAUGCAAACUCAUAAUUGAAUACAUUUAAACUAUAUCAUACAUAGUACAGGUGUCUUCUUUUUUUAAAGUCCAUAAUCAUUGUGUGUGAGGUGUAUACUUUGGUUUCACAGUAGAUUUGUUUAAGACUACCAAGAACACUCUGUGUAACCCUGAUUUACCCCACUGCAGUAAAAGGUUUUAAGUAGUGCUUCAAAGUACUUUUCUUAGGGUAAAUCCAUUUGAAUUCAAUCACUUUUUAACAGCAUCUCUUUUGAUUUAAACAAUGCCAAAACAUUCAGGAGAUAAAGGUGCUCAAAGUUGACCCGUUUUACAUACCAUACCAUGAGACAUCCAUGUCUACAUCACCGGAAAAUAGAGAGGAUGUAAAAUAGGGUCUAAACUACAACAUAUGGGAAAAGAAUCCGAGUUUAUGCAUUCAAACUCAAACGUUUGAGGUUUUUGUGUUGUGCCCACCAUCAGUUGAGACACAACAUGCUCUUGAAUACAGGGUGGGUGUCAUUUCAAUCAUACAAAUAUAAUUCAUAGAAUGGAACUAUCCCUUCAGACCACUGCAAUUUAGCUGGUACACCAUUGACAUUUUAAUUGAAUUGACAUAUUGACUACUAAUUACUACCACAAAGAUGGUCACUGGUCCACCCACUGUUGAAUGUAAACUUAAAUAUAUAUUCUAUUAUCUAUAUUUCUAUGAUUGCAAUAGGUUUCCUAUGGAAGAUUGACAGUGUCAUUUAAAAAACAGAUAUUCCCAUUCAAGACAAAGGAGAUGAUUGUGGACUACAAGAAAAGGAGGACUGAGCAAGCCCCCAUUCUCAUCGACUGGGCUGUAGUGGAGCAGGUUGAGAGCUUCAAGUUCCUUGGCGUUCACAUCACCAACAAACAAACAAACAUGGUCCAAGCACACCAAGACAGUUGCAAAUAGGGCAUGACAAAAACCUAUUCAAAAUGGGUUGCAUCACUGCUCUGCCGGUAUGGCAACUGCUCGGCCUCCGACCGUAAGACACUAACGAGGGUAGUGCGUACGGCCCAGUACAUCACUGGGGCCAAGUUUCCUGCCAUCCAGGACCUCUAUACCAGGCAGUGUCAGAGGAAGGCCCUAAAAAUGGUCAAAGACUCCAGAAACCUGGGCCUCCCUAGUGGCGCAGUGUUCUAAGCUGUGCCACUAGAAAUUCCAGGCUCUGUCGCAGCCGGCCGUGACCGGGAGACCCAUGGGGCGGCGCACAAUUGGCCUAGCGUCGUCCGGGUUAGGGGAGGGUUUGGCCGGCAGGGAUAUCCUUGUCCCAUCGCGCACUAGCGACUCCUGUGGCGGGCCGGGCGCAGUACACGCUGACACGGUCACCAGAUGUACGGUGUUUACUCCAACACAUUGGUGCGGCUGGCUUCCGGGCUAAGUGAGCAUUGUGUCAAGAAGCAGUGCUGCUUGGUUGGGUUGUGUUUCGGAGGACGCAUAGCUCUCAACCUUCGCCUCUCCCGAGUCCGUCCGGGAGUUGCAGCGAUGAGACAAGACUGUAACUACCAAUUGGAUACCACGAAAUUGGGGAGAAAAAGAGGUUACAUUUUUUAAAAAUUAAAUAAGACUCCAGCAACCCUAGUUAUAGACUGUUCUCUCUGCUACCGCACAGUAAGCGGUACCAGAGCGCCAAGUCUAGGUCCAAGAGGUUUCUAAACCGCUUCUAUACCCAAGCCAUAAGACUCCUCAACAUCUAAUCAAAUGGCUACCCAGACUAUUUGCAGUGCCCCCCCCCCCCCCCCACUCCCCCCUUUACACCACUGCAUAGUCACUUUAAUAACUCUACCUACAUGUACAUAUUACCUCAAUUACCUCGACUAACCGGUGCCUCCGCACAUUGACUCUGUACCGGUACCCCCUGUAUAUAGCCUCACUAUUGUUAUUUUACUGCUGCUCUUUAGUUAUUUGUUACUUUUAUUUAUUGUAUUUUUCUUUAAACUGCAUUGUUCGUUCAGGGCUUGUAAGUGAACAUUUCACUGUCAGGUCUACACCUGUCAACAUUCUCUGGUGUGUGGACUUUCGACCAUCUUUUUGGUACCAUUUGAAAGUAAAAAUUUUUAAUUCAAUUUUAUUCCCAUUUCAGUAAAUUUAUCAGCCAAAACAUGACACCCACCCUGUAUUCAAGAGCAUGUUGUGUCUCAACCGAUGGUGGGCACAACACAAGAACCUCAGAUGAAGUCAAAUAGGGUCUGAGCUACAACAUCUGUAUAUGCUAAAAAUCGGAGUUGACACGUUUUUAGACAAUUGACAUAUACGGUUAUAAAAUAACAAAUGUUAUACCCCCCAAAAUUCCAAUAAAUUAUUGAAUAGUUUGACACCCCUGUUUGUAAGCUUUUAAAUGAUUUCAAUCUCAACUAUUUGUCGUUUCCAGUGAUAAGGACAUGGAUGUCUCAUAUUAUGGUGGGGUAUAAAAAAUAUGGCAAUCUUUGAUGUUUUGGCAUCCAGGUCUAAGAAGUCACUUUCUGAACACUUCUACAAUGGGCCAGUAUGGAUGAAAGGUUUCGUUCAUAUCAAAAGGGGUGCUGUCAAAAAGUUUCUUUACCACUGUACUUGAUCUACAGUAUUUCAUAAGAUAAUGGAUAAAAUACCUGGGUUUAUUGAUUAUUUAAAAUCAUUUUUUGUUGUCAUAACAAAAAAACAUGUUAGAAAAGCAGAAGGGAAAUCAAAUAAAUCAUAGCCUGGGUGACAAUCUGUUUCUGCUCUUUUGCCAACUUCUUAUGGACUUGUCAUGGAGUAGGCAUAAGCAUAAACAGAUCUUGGACCAGGCUAAAAUACAUUUUCAUAGAAGAAUACGACAUCAUCAGUUGCUAAUUUACCAGUCCCAGGGUCAAUGUGACCAAAGUCUACCUAGACUUUGAGGUGGUUGCUUUAGUCCAUGAUGCUUUGCUCCACUUCCUCCUUUCUUUCCAACCACAACUCACAGUGAAGAAAAAAAGUCCAUCGCAUCGAGCCUCAACUCAAGUGAAAAAGGGGGGAAACCCUGUCUAAAGAACAUGUCUCUGAAAUGCAGCAUGGUAUGCAGCAGACAGAUUUGUUUGUACAAGGACACUACAAGACACACUAGGUGAGUUGAGAUCCUGGUCAUUGUGUUUCAUUUGAUUCAUAUCAAGCUACUCAUUUAUUUAUGAUGUAUAUGUAUAUUGUGGUAACACAGAAUUGUGGACAGUGGACCAUUGUAUUUGCAAUACUUUUUCAUAAUGUCACACCCUGACCUUAGUAUCUUAGUUUUCUUUAUUAUUUUGGUUAGGUCAGGGUGUGAUUAGGGUGGUAUGUGUGUUUUUGUCCUGUCUAGGGUAUUUUGUAUAUCUAUGGGAUUUUGGUAUGUCUAGGUAAAUGUAGGUCUAUGGUGGCCUGAAUUGGUUCCCAAUCAGAGACAGCUGUUUAUCGUUGUCUCUGAUUGGGGAUCCUAUUUAGGUUGCCAUUUCCCAUGUUGGUUUUGUGGGUUAUUGUCUAUGUAUAGUUGUCUGUGUCAGCACUAGUGUUUAUAGCGUCAUGUUAUUGUUUUGUUGUUUUGUUUGUUUGACUAUUCUUUGUGUAAUAAAGAGGAAUGUAUUCUCGUCACGCUGUCUCCUCGUUACGACGAACGUGACACAUAAUGUGAAAUGUCAACCUGUUAUUAAAUCCAAAGGUUCACAUACUUUUUCCAACCUGCACUGUGAAUAUUUAAACGGUGUGAUCAAUAAAGAGAUUAUAAUUGUUUGUG